AUGCCCGAAUAUGAAAGUCCUCCUAAAGAGACAGACGAACCUCAAGAGACGUCCAAACCUCAAGAACCGCCCAGUUCUGAUGACGAAGCUGAAGACGAUCCUGUAGACACUUUUAAUUUUUCCCUGACAGAAUUAUCUGUUUUGAUUCGAGUUUUAAAAACUGUUUCUAUGGAAGAUUUGAAAGAUUUGAACGAUUUAUCCAGUUUUAUGAAAAUUAAAACUGAAAAUGUUCUGAGGGGGAUUUAUGGAAGAUUUAAUAAUGAAUUUGGGGAAAAAUCUUUCAACAAUCUUGAAGGGAUUAUCAUCUACCAUUCGCAAAAUUAUGAAACCGAAGUUGAAAAGCCACAAGAAAACGUGUAUUUCAUUUUUCAAAAAUUAUCACAACUCCGUUUAGAAGCUACGAUAGAAAAAUAUGCAGAAUUUUUAAAUAAUAUGGGGAUUUUGCCCAUGCCUGAUGAUACAACUUUUGAUGAGUUAAAAAAUGAUAUUGACCGAUUGAAAUACUUUGCAUAUAAUGAUGAUCAAGGAAUUUACUAUAGGAUGCUACAUUUGAAUAGGUAG
Messenger RNA from Meloidogyne enterolobii, 561 nucleotides. The record is from the annotation of a GenBank genome assembly. NCBI's taxonomy places the organism in Eukaryota, Metazoa, Nematoda, Chromadorea, Rhabditida, Meloidogynidae.